Oryzias latipes (Japanese medaka) is the source of this 6442-nucleotide messenger RNA. It is a transcript of the gene evplb, whose product is annotated as envoplakin b. The record is from RefSeq and is a predicted model, not a curated record. Gene Ontology annotation, biological process: intermediate filament cytoskeleton organization; wound healing. Gene Ontology annotation, molecular function: cadherin binding; structural molecule activity. Gene Ontology annotation, cellular component: cytoskeleton; cytoplasm; intermediate filament. Lineage: Eukaryota; Metazoa; Chordata; Actinopteri; Beloniformes; Adrianichthyidae.
GAGGAACAGGUCCGCCUUGCUUUAAAUCCAGACACACCUCCUGCUCUAAAAGUAGACAGGUGGACGCUUCCUCACGACGGGACGACGUUGGAAGACGAGGACGACACACAUCUGGACUCAGGUUACACAAACAGAUUCCCAGGAUGUCCAAGAAAAAGGAGUUAAGUUCUGUCAAGAUAAGCAGGAGUCAGGCCAGCGAUCUGGCCAUUGUGAUCGCUCGCAUGCAGAAGAAUGCAGACCAGGUGGAGAAGAACGUCCUGCGAGUAGAACACCUUCUGUCUGUGGACAAGGAGCGAGAGCAGAAGAACCAGGAGCACCUCCAUCAAAAGGAGAACGCAGACAACCUGGCGCAGGCCGAAGAGCUGCUGAAGAACCUCUUCCUUGAUGUGGACAAAGCCAAGAAGCUGAAGCACCCUCAGUCUAAUGAGAUAGAAAGAGACGUGAAGAAUCUCCACGAGCGCUGGGUGAGGGGCUUCGCUGCCUACAGGGAUCUGUACGACCCAGUUCCCAACCUGCAGCUGCCGCCGAAGACCGACUGGAGGGCUUUGCUUGAUGAGAAACAGGGCCAGUUACGGUCAGACUACGGCCCCAAAGUGUCUGAUGUGGAGAAGCAGAUAGCAGAACACAACAUUCUUCACCAGGAGGUGGAGGCCUACGGUGACCAGCUACAGCCCAGCAGCACCCCCUCCAAGGAGCAGUACUCCGCCCUCAAAGAGAAACACUUUGAACUACUUGAAAGCUCGAAGCUCCGGCAGAAACACCUGGCCUCUCUGUACGAAUACUUGCAGAAAUGCACCAAGGAGCUGGUCUACCUGUCCGGCCAGCAGGAGAAGAUCAUGCACAGGGAUUGGAGCGACCGGAUGGUGGACCCCGCAGGCGUUCGCACAGAAUACGAGAAAUUCAAAUCUCACAGUCUGCUCGCGCAUGAGGAAGAAGUCCAGCAGCUGCUGAAGGAUGGAGACGACCUGAUGGAAGCAGGACACCCCGGAGCCGUGGCUGUACAGGUACAUAAGGAUAUGGUGCAGUUUGAGUGGCAGGCCUUCCUCAACCUCUGCUUGGCCCAAGAAACCCACCUGGACAACAUCGACAUCUACAAAAAGUUCCAGCUGGAUGCAGAGACGCUGUCCCAUUCUCUGGAGAGACUCAGCUCCACUCUGGACCCUCAGUCUCUGAGCAACAAGAGCAACCCUGAGAUCCUGCUGGCCCUGGAGGGAGACGAACCGUCUUUGAGGAGGAAUGAGCAGCGCCUGGCUUCUCUGAAGGAGCGCAGCAGCAGCAUCCCUCCUCUGAAGUUACGCAGAGUCCAGCCCAGGAAGCCCACCCCUGUGAUCUCCUUGUGUGACUGGACCAAUGAAGAGGAUGUUGUGACACGUGACGAUCAGCUGAUCCUCAAGUCCAACUUUGAUGGAAACAACUGGGAGCUUCAGAACAGAAGUGGAAAGAUCAAAACCCUCCCUGGGGUGUGUUUUUUGAUCCCACCCCCUGAUGCUGAGGCUUUGGAGACUGUCGACAGGCUGGACAGGAAGUUGGCAGACCUGAAGAGCCAAAGAGCUGCCCUGAUGGCCUCUUUGAGGACUCCCGUGGUUGAGGUGGACCAUCCUCAAAAAGCAGCUGUUCUGCAAAGUUCUCCAGAAGAAAUCCAAGCUGCAGAGCUCCUCAAGGAUCUGGAGCGGAUCAACAGAGCCCUGGAGGAGAGCCAGGAGGACAUUCUGAAGAGACUGAGGACCCCUCUGGAUAACCGCAACCCCACUCAAGAUCUAGCAAGGAGACAUCAGGAGCAUGAGAAAUCUGCUGCAACAGUCCGAGCGCUGGAGUCUGAGAAGUCCACCAUCCAAAGAAAGCUGGAUCCCGCCCUGGCCAAGAAACCUCUGGGGCCCAAAGCCUCCAUCCUUCCGGCCAAACUAAACUCUGCCAACAACAAGAUCGACAACAUCGAAACUCUCAUCGAUCUCUACAAUAAAAAAGCGACAGCCUCCAUGUUCCUGGAAAGGCAAAUCCAACAUGUGGAGGACCUGGUUUCUGGGUUUGAGAAGAAGCUUGUUGAAGAUGGAACCAUUCUUAAUAAACCUUCUGCUCUGGAAAACCGUAAACAGGAAAUUCAGGACGUACAAAAGGAGGUUUUCUCAGCAAAGGACGAGCUGGUGAAGCUGGGCAAAGAUCUGGACCUGACAAAGAAACCAUGCAGCUCCGUGCAGCAGACUUUAGGGGAGUACUGCCCCGACAUCCAGCGCCAGGAGAACCAGGUCAAUCAGCUGAAGAACCGCUACGCAAACAUCAAAAAUCAGCUGCAGGACAGGUUAGCUCUCCUACAGCGAGCAAUCAACAGAAGUCGAGACUUCCAGAAUGCUGUUUCUUCACUGGAUUACGCACUGUUAAAUUUGCCGAACAACUCUGCGAAUAGUACCGAUGGUGUUGCUCAGAUCAUCACCAAGGAGAAGUCCCAGAAGAAAGUGGUGGAGGACAUCGAGAAGAAGACGAAAGAUUUAGCCCAAAUAAAGGCCCUUUCCAAAGAUCUGCAGAGACGCCUGAACGAAUAUGACAUGAAGUCAGUGACUUACCGCAGGAGUCUGAACAAUGAAGAUGACUCUGAGGAGGACCAAGAGGAAGAACAGGUCAUAACAAAGUCUCGAACUUUGGCUCAGAGAGUUCAGAGAACGGAGCAAGAGCUGCUGAACCUUUUCUCUGAAGUUUCCGCUGAAAACAAGGAGCGCCUCUGUCAGCUGGAGACAGCGAAGAACAUCAUGGCGAGGAAGGAAGAGAACAUCAGUCAGGUUGCUGUCAGUCAACAGCUGCAGCUUCAGAACCAGAUGGUGGACCAUCAAGAAUCUGAAAGUCUGAAAAAGGAGUUAAGCGAGGAGAUGAACAGGCGCUUGUGUGCACAGAGAGACCUAGAGACAUACCAAAAGAGGUUUGUGUCUCUGAAGAGCAGGAGAGGGGUGGAGAGGUUGGAGGAGAAGGAGGUGGUCCAGUACUACCGCGACCCCAAACUAGAGUCGGAACUCAGGUCUCUUAAAACCAGAAUCCAAGAUGAAGAUCUGAAGAGAUCCAAAAUCCAGACUGAGAUCAAGGAGAUUAACGAGAAGAUGAUCCAGACAGAGGUCCAGCUGACAAAGGUCGAACCCAAACUGGUGACCAAAGUGCUCACCGAGUAUGAGAGAGACCCCAAGCUGGACAAAGAGGCUGCAAAGAUCAGAGACGAGAUGCAGAAAAUAAAGCAGGAGCUCCAAACCAGGGAGUCAGAGACGGUCCAUGUGAAAACCGAGCUCACGGUUCUGGCCCAGAAAAAACCCAAUAUCCGAGAGAAGAUUGUACAGAAGGAGGUGGUAAGACUAGAGAAAGACCCAGAUAUGAUGAAAGCUGUGUUGGUGCUCAAGAACCUCAUCGAGGAAGAAGAGUUAAUGUUCAAGUCUCUGAAUGACAACAUCUUUAGCAUCAGGGGCCAGGUGAACACGCUGGAGAGGGUCAUCCCCACCAUCCAACCCAAGAUCGUCACCAAGGUGGUCAAAGAAGUGCAGCAAGAUCCAGAAAUGCUGGAGGAGUCCAGGAAGCUAAAGAUGCUCUUGGAGGAGGAGAAGGAUGAGAUCGUAAUCCUCAAGAAGGAUCUGACCACUUUGCAGCUGCAGCACACAGAGCUGGAGAAGCUCAAGCCAAAGGUGGAGCUAAAGGAGCUCAUCCACCAGAUUUACAGAGUCGAUCCUGAAACUGAGGUGGAGCUCCGUCGCUUGAAGAAAGAGCUGCAGGAUUUGGGCAGAGGCCGCGCCGACAAAGAGACAAAGAUGGAAGAGGUGUUAGCAACUCUGGCCAUCUUACGUAAGCAGAAACCCAAAGUGGAGUACAAGGAGGUCACCCAAGAGGUGAUCAAGGAAGAGAAGAGCCCAGAAGUGGUUAGGGAGCUCCAACGUCUGAACAACCAAGCCACCCGUUUGAGAGUCAACUGUGACACCACCUUGGAGCUGCUAGCCCAUCUACGCAAGGAAAGAGAUGAGCUGAAGGCAGAAAAAUCCAAAGUGGAGACGAAGCUUGUCACGAAAGAGCUCAUCAAAUAUGAAGACGAUCCUCUUCUGCUGAAAGAGGCUGAUCGAUUUCGCAGGGAUGUAAGAGAGGAGAUCCACCAGCGGCGCAUCCUGGAGGAAUGUCUGUUUGAUCUCCAGAACAAGUACAUAUCACUGGAAAGAGAGAAGCCUGAAGAGAAGACCACCUGCAUUCCCGUGGUUCGCUAUCAAAACGACCCCAUGCAGAUCCAGCAGCACGAAAAGUUAAACAGGAACCUGGACGAGGAAGUGAAAGGGCGCAGGAAACUGGAACUGGAGGUCAGGAAGCUGCGAGGCCUGGUUCAGGACAAAGAGACUAACCUGGCUGAGUCAGACGAUCGUCAAAGGAAGAUCCAGGCGGAAGCAGAGCUAAGGAAAAUAAAAGCUCGCAUUCUUGAACUGGAGAACACUCCCCCACCUGUGGAGGAGAAAAUCAUCAUCGAGGAGGUCCUGAAAGUGGAGAGAGACCCCAAGCUGGAAAAGCUCACGGACGACGUACGCGCCAACUUGGAGACUGAGAGCACCAAGGUCUCUGACCUGGAGAGAGAACUCAGGAACCUGCAGCUGAGGCUGGAACUGCUGCAAAAAGAAAAAUCAAUAGAAAAAGUCGUUUACAGAGAAGUUGUACGUGUGGAGAAAGACCCGACAGUGGAAGCUGAGAGGGAUCGCCUCAGAGAUUUAGUGUCCAAGGAAAGAAACCACAGGCGAGACCUGGAAGACAACGUUCAGAGGAUAACCAUCCAAAUAAACCAGCUGAGCACAUCAAAGUCCAUGAAGUCCCAGGAGGAGGCAGCUAUCGCUUCUCAGAAGGAGGCGCUGCAAAAGGAGAAGGAGGAUCUCCUCAAACAGCUGAAAGCGCUGGAGUCUCAGAGAAGCAGCAUUAACAUCACCUUCCAGCAGCAGUCCAAGCUGUUGAGUGAGAAGAACCAGCUUGCUCACCAGAGAAGCCUCAAAACCUCCUCUGAAGUCGAACGCCUGGAGAAACAGAUCCUGAAUGAGAAGGACAAAAUUCACCAGAAAGAGACCCUUAUCGCUGAGCUGCUGAAAAGCAUCAAGAAAGAAGAACAUUCAGAAAUUCACACCAGGGAGACCAACCUCUCAACCAAGAUCACCAUCCUGGACCCAGAAACCGGCAAAGACAUGUCUCCCUACAACGCGUACCUGCUGGGUCUAAUUGAUCGAGACCAAUACCUUAAGCUGACAGAGCUGGAGUGCGACUGGGAGGAGAUCACCUCCUCUGGUCCAGAUGGGGACAUCUCAAUUCUGCAGGAUCGAAAAAGUGGUAAGCAGUACUCCAUCAAUGAUGCCCUGAAAGAUGGCCGCUUAACUGAGACUGACUUUAAACGCUUCAAGGACAGAAAGAUGCCCAUUUCUGAGUUUGCACUCAUCGUGGCUGGGGAGCCACAAAAGCCUUACAUCCCUCCCCCACAGGAGAGACUCAACAAAUCUAUCCCUGCUACUCAAACCUCUCCAUUGAACUCCAUGAUACCUUCCCUGAGGUCUUCCCAAACCAACCUGAACUCUCAUCUCAAUGGCAGCUUGAACGACCUCAGUGCAGCAGCCGUGGAGGAGCACUUCCCAAUCUCUGGAAUAUUUGACAUGACCACGGAAAGCCGCAUGUCUGUGAGAAGCGCCAUGACACGCAAGCUCAUAGACGCAGAGACCGGCCUGAAGCUGCUGGAGGCGCAGGCAGCCUCCGGCGGCAUUGUCGACCUCACAAAAAAGGACAAACUGUCCGUGCACAAGGCGGUCCAAAACCACCUCAUUGACUCUAGCCACAUGCACAAGCUCCUGAACGCCCAGAAGGCCUUCACUGGGGUUGAGGAUCCAGUUUCUAAAGUACGUCUCUCAACAUCACAGGCAGCGCAGAAAGGGUAUAUCCCCCCUGAAAAUGCCAAGAGGUACCUGGAGGCGCAGUACCUGACCGGUGGACUAGUCAAUCCCUCUAAGCCGGGCCGCCUGACCAUCCAAGAGGCCCUCGCUACCAGAAUGAUUGACAGCAAAGCAGCAGAGGAGCUGCAAGAUGAAGCCUUCCACACAAAGGAGCUGGUGGACCCCAUCACCAAACAGAAUAUCUCUUACAAGCAGGCUAUGGACCGGUGCAAGAAGGACCCCAGCACCGGGCUACUGCUGCUUCCUGUAGUCUCCACUGACGCUGAAAAUACUCCAUCGUACUCCAACUAUCGCUUCCACUCCCCGCACAGCAAAGUCUAGAAGAAGAUACAGCAAGGUGUCUCCUCCAGCCAACGGUGCUACUACACCAGUGAGUGAAAAGAAAGGCAAAGAAGGAUAUAUUUUGGUACUCUUGGGUUGUUUUUCUCUGUUUUGCUUUGGGUCUUCUGUAAAAAUGAGGGUUGUUUUUGUAAACACUUAUUUCUGCAAUUAAAAAGUACUUAUCAAAAUCAACAAAA